Molecule: messenger RNA, 2496 nt
Organism: Trichophyton verrucosum HKI 0517
Lineage: Eukaryota; Fungi; Ascomycota; Eurotiomycetes; Onygenales; Arthrodermataceae
Exons: 5
Coding region: 1-2496 (831 amino acids)
Source: RefSeq, a predicted model, not a curated record
AUGGCUUCUUCUACUUCUCUCAGCCCGCUGAUUCUCACCACUGCCCUUCUUUUCCUUGUCUUUGCGAGUCCGACAGCUGCGUUUGGAGCCGGUAACAUUGCCUCCAUCUCAAAAAUCGAGGGUGUCAACUUCCGUCACGGAGAUAUCGAAGAUGUCCUGUUGACUUUGUACAUGGCUCGCGCUGCUGGUGGCCGAAAGUUUUCCAAGAUGGAUGUGAUGCACGUCUACUUCGGUAACUGGCUUCGAGACUACAGUCAGGCUGUGGAUGUUGGUUCUGUAAAACACGUCAGUGCUGAGGCCGUUCGUAUCCUCAUCUGGAUUCUGGGCUUUUUAACCUUUGGAUAUGGUGUUGACGAGUUCGAAGUCACUACUGACCGUCUUGGAUGCUACCAACCCACUGAGCACAUUGAUAAUCCGCUAGGAUACGCCGAUGGGGCCGAUGCAAGGCGUUAUGACCCUCGUCUACGCGGACCGGUGGAUAAACGACGGGAACUAUCUGUUGAUGAACGAACUGGUCUGAAACACUACAUUGCUACUGAGGACAUCGGAAUUGAUACCUCGGCUGGUCUAGUUAGGAGAGUUCUUGGAGACUGCAUCGAGCUCGGUAGACAGUAUGCGCGUUCAGGUAAAAAGGCAGAUCUCUACGAAGCUCUUCGCUUGCUGGGUACCGGCCUACACUGCUUGGAGGACUACGCCGCUCAUUCAAACUAUACGGAAUUGAGUCUGAUUGAGAUGGGUGAACGAGACGUAUUUCCCCAUGUUGGUCGCAAUACUAUGAUCCAGCUUCCUGGGUGUCGGCACGAUGUUUAUCCAAUUGUUACUGGAACUUUUGGCGGAGUGGACUUUCUUCACUCAGUCAUGGGAGAAUUCUCUGACAAAACAACACAAUCUGAGAUUCAAUGCCUCGAGGGUGCUAUUGAGGAAACUCAAAACCAAAGCAAUACUAAAAGCUUCCUCCAAGAGCUAUUAGCUAAAAUUCCUUCAGGCAUUAUCGGUGGAAACGAGUCAGGAAAGAUGGACGAAUUCCAGAGCAAUGCACAAGCCCAGGCACAGCAAGAAAAUAUUACACCACACGAACCUGAAGAGUGGACUCGCUACCUUCAAGAUGUUACCCGACAGAUAUACCCUGUUCUAGAAUGGCACGACAACAUCCUAAAGUCAAUCAACAAAGCCAUUGAAAACAUUCCCGUUCUUCCAGAGUUGAUUGAGCAGAUUCAAGAACAGAUUAACGUUUUCGUUUUUAGUGUCCUUGCUCCCUACGUAUUACCAAUCAUCAAUCAAGUGAAAGCAGAGUUGGAAACUGGCUCUUCCGAAAUUAUCCAAAGCAGCAAGAAGGAACAGCUCAAUAUCUUCAAUGACGAUGACGCAAGUGAUCCUACUCACUCUAUGUUGUCAAAGGAUCAUUUCUCCAACCUGCUGAACGAACCGGCGGGUAAGAUUGCUCAGGAAGUAGUUAAAUGGGUUGUCCCUCAGAUAAUGGAGUGCUGGGAUGAUACGAAUGUUGAUGCGAGCCGCACAUUAAACAGGAUCAUUACCGGUGUUUUCCAUCACCCCGCUCACCGAGAUUUCGGCGAUGAUGGAGCUGCAGAUGUCCGUCGAAUGAUGUUCGGUGCAGUUGAAGAAUGGUGGCAAGAAAAGGGCGAUGAUGGGGUCAGAAGACAAUUAAGUCGAGAGGGGGUUAUGAAAGGAGAGAACCAUAAACCAGGUGUCCAUGACUGUGGCCAUGGAAGUGGUGUGCCUCUAAAGCUGUCUAAAAAGCCUCACGGGCAUGGUGCCAGUGGUGGUUACGGUCGAGGACGCCAGGCAAACGAAUUAAGCAAGCUUGCAGAAGAAGCCGUUGGCGGAGGUGCAAUUGUCAUGGCGGGCAUCAUCAAAAGCAUGAUCAACCCAGCCACCAUCAGUCUGGGGGAUAUCAGCAACCUUCUAGAUACCAGCAGCAAGAAGCGGGGGGAUAUGAACAAGGGGGAUACCAAUAUGGAGGAGGACAUCAGCAAGGAGGCUACGAACAAGGAGGACACCAGCAAUCUAGAUAUGAACAAUCUGGAUAUGAGGGCCGUCAAUCUGGUUAUGGUCAAUCUGGCAGCUAGCGAGUACUACGGCGAGGCUCAAGAAUACUCUGGCUCUUCUGACCGUUAUGGAGACCGAGAGAGCAAACAUUCUCAGCGAGAGCACGGUUACUCUGCAAGCCGCUAUGACGACCAGGGCUCAAGGGCAUCUCAAAGGGAGCAUCAGUAUUCGUCUGGCCGCUACGAGGAACAGUCUAGAUAUUCCCGCAGAGAUGACGACGAUUAUGGUCGUGGAUCGCGAAAUUAUGAAAGCUCCCAUUAUGGAACAGACGAGCGCCGCCGCAGCAGUCGAGAGAGAGAUCAUGGUCGCGACGACGGAUACGAGAGACGCUAUAAAAAAGACAGUGACGACGACGACGAUGACGACGACGAUGAUGAUGAUGAGAGACGCCGCCGUCAUCACAAGCACCAUGGACGUCGUCGUUCUUGA